Messenger RNA from Drepanopeziza brunnea f. sp. 'multigermtubi' MB_m1, 1497 nucleotides. RefSeq lists its product as uncharacterized. Gene Ontology annotation, biological process: ergosterol biosynthetic process. Lineage: Eukaryota; Fungi; Ascomycota; Leotiomycetes; Helotiales; Drepanopezizaceae. Gene Ontology annotation, molecular function: flavin adenine dinucleotide binding; squalene monooxygenase activity. Gene Ontology annotation, cellular component: endoplasmic reticulum; membrane. The record is from RefSeq and is a predicted model, not a curated record.
AUGUCAACCGGUCUUUACCAGUCCUCCAGCGAAGAGCGUAGGCGGCUGCACCACGAAGCAGACGUGGUAGUGGUCGGCGCAGGAGUCUUUGGAUGCGCAGUUGCCUUUGCGCUCGCAAAACAAGGACGGAGCGUUAUACUGCUGGAAAGAUGGAUGCGGGAACCCAAUCGCAUAGUCGGAGAGCUGCUGCAACCCGGGGGUGUUUCCGCCCUGGAGAAAUUGGGUCUGGCGCAUUGCUUGGAGGGUAUUGAUGCGAUUCCCGUCCAUGGAUAUGAGGUCGUAUACUAUGGGAACAGAGUCAACAUUCCGUACCCUUACAAUGUGGGAGGAGUGCACAAGGCCGGAAGACAGGAAUACACGAACGAAAAGGGUGGCAAACCCGAGGGAAGAGCUUUCCACCAUGGACGAUUCAUCUCCCAGCUUCGGAAGGCUUGUGCCAGUCAAGCAAAUAUCACCAUGGUCGAGACGACAGUCACGGAUACCAUUUCGAGCGAUCACAACCCGCAAGUCCUUGGCGUAAAGUCGGAAACAUUGAACCCAAAGACUGGAAAGAAGGAGGAUGAUUUCUACUUUGGCCAGCUUACCAUCAUCGCGGACGGAUACGCCUCGAAGUUCAGGAAACAAUACAUCACAAAACAGCCAAUCACCAAAAGCAAAUUCUACGCUCUGGAGCUGACCGAUUGUCCACUACCUGCUCCUUUCCAUGGUACCGUCAUACUGGGCGACACUUCACCCGUCCUACUCUACCAGAUUGCCACACAUGAUACACGAGUCUUAAUUGAUGUACCCGAGAACCUCCCAUCGGCAUCCGUUAAGAACGGAGGAAUACGAGGACACAUCAAGAACGUAGUCCUCCCAUCCCUUCCCAAGGAAAUCCAGCCCUGCUUCGAAGCCGCCCUCGCCGAUGGCAAAAUCCCCCCCAGCAUGCCCAACAGCUUUCUUCCUCCCAGCACGCAACUGGGCAAAGGAUUCGUCGUCCUCGGCGACGCAAUGAAUAUGCGGCAUCCUUUAACCGGCGGCGGCAUGACCGUAGCAUUCAACGACGUCGUCCUGCUCUCCGACCUUAUCGCUCCCGACCGCAUUCCCAACCUCGGCGACACAGCAGCCAUCCAGAAAGCCAUGAAGGAUUUCCACUGGCAGCGAAAACGCCUGUCGUCUAUCAUCAACAUCCUCUCUAUGGCUCUGUACUCCCUAUUCGCUGCCAACGACCGGCAGCUCAGCGCGCUUAAGCGAGGAUGCUUCACGUAUUUCCAACGCGGAGGCAAUUGCAUCGACGGCCCAUCCGCGCUGCUCGCAGGUAUCAUCCGCCAGCCACUCGUCCUGUUCUACCACUUCUUCGCCGUUGCGUUCCUUUCCAUCUGGCUCGUUAUGCAGGAUGUCAUGGGGGGCUUCCUGGGUUUCUGGAAGCUGCCGCUGGCGAUUGAGGAGAGCAUACGCGUGUUCUACAAAGCGUGCGUGGUCAUUUUCCCAUUCAUCUUUAGUGAGAUGCGGGUGUAG